Molecule: messenger RNA, 4089 nt
Organism: Clupea harengus (Atlantic herring)
Lineage: Eukaryota; Metazoa; Chordata; Actinopteri; Clupeiformes; Clupeidae
Product: protein phosphatase 1, regulatory subunit 15B
Biological process (GO): response to endoplasmic reticulum stress
Cellular component (GO): protein phosphatase type 1 complex; endoplasmic reticulum
Molecular function (GO): protein phosphatase regulator activity
Source: RefSeq, a predicted model, not a curated record
AAGUAUUGAGGAAAGGAGUUUAGAGACGGUCCCUUAAUAUUUCUGAUGAAAUCUCUCCCCCCGGUCGGCGGCUCAACUGUAUAGCUCUACGGACAACCUCAGAAGAAAGGAAGCAGUGAAUGUUAACAAGCUACUUUAAAAAUAUAUAUCUGAGACGUUAAUAAUACGUCGCAGUGGAUUUAGAAUUUGAUGACUGCUAGUCUAGUUAGUUAACGUUAAUUCCUCAUAGUGACAGCGAAACCAACGUCACAGCCGUCGAAAGGUUUUCCGGCUAACGCGGGGAAUCGUUUUUUUAAAAAUGGCUAAUUUUUCAGUGUUUCUCGUGGAAUCUUGCUGUAAAUCGACGGCCGCUUCAUCAUUUCUUUUGGCAUCUACUACUGGAAAGUUCACAGCCCGAAAGAAGUCUGUAAAUCUUCAGCAAAAUGCUAUCAGUCUGAAUCCCGCGGCCGCGGACAAUAUGGACGCCGAUGUGCACUGUGGUUUUACAUGGAGAGCUAACGUCAACCGGUGUGGUGUAGGAGAACACUAAGGAGAAGAUGGAUCUUUCAUUUUCUGAGAAAUAGAGGAUGCAUCACAAGUCACAUUUGGACAGUGUUUAAUCGUAUCAUUUAUUGUUAAUUUGCACCAAAUAUACUCGGAAGUAUCUACGAAAUUCGACUAACGUCAGCUAGUUCACGUUAGCUUAUAGGAAUAAGUUAGCUAACGUGCCAGCAAGAGCUAGCUCCGUUAUUUGAUAAAGUGCCCUAGGUAGCUAACGAUAGUGUGGUUGCAGUCGUGGUUCCAUUUAAAGUAACGUAAUUUAUGUCUUUUGACGAACAAUCGUAUUCUAGCCUGGCUAUAGCUAAUUUGGUAGCUACCGUAUCUUUUUGCACGACCUGACUUAGCCAAGAGUCCAUAUGGCACGUUCUAGUGCUUGAUUGAUUUACUUAAGCCACGCAUUUAGCUUGAAACAAGACAUCAUUACUUUGUCUUUUAUUUUUGCUAUGUUAAAUAUGAAUUCGGAGCGACAUUACUCAAGGGGGAAAACUACCUCCUCCCUCGCCGACGGCGGGGUCACGGCAGUCCGACAUGAAAGUACCGAGAGGUCGUGGAUGGACCUGCUGUCUUUUGUGUCGCGGCCUGCCUGGUCACUUAUGCAGAGAUACUUGCCAGUCAACUCGCUGUCUGCAGCCCAGCCACACAGUCAACUGUGGGACACAGAAAGCUUCGAGCAGCAACUGGGGUUUGGACAUAAACUAACGCAACUGGAAGACACACUAUCAAAUCGGCAACCUCAGCUCCUCCACUGCGAACAUUCAGACAACGGGUUCCAUCCAUCAGUCGGGGUUAGAGGAAUGACUUGGUUGACAGCAGAUAGCCUCUCUGAGAUAGGCAUUCAAAAUAUUGCUGAUAAUAGGAUGCCCCAAGUCACAAGUGGAUACCUGUCAUCAGCAAGGAACUUUCUCAGUCAGUUUUUUAUGCUGAACGUUGUCUCAACUCAGGAAGUGAAGCGCUCUCAGAGUAGUUUGCUGGGCUGCGGAGCUGCCAUUGACGGCGCCAACAGCUGUGUGGCAGUUUUGUCCUGGAGCAAAGAAACCGCCGUGGUGGCGGGCACCAGUAUUUCUAGCCCUCACAGCGGCAGCCUUUGUCAUGUAGCUGAGCAAACCACAAUGGCUACUGUUGCCAAGCCAACCGGCCUAUUUGUACAUUGCGAUGAUAGGAGCUCAAAGCACAGCGAAAGCGCUGGACACUGCUGUCACAAAACAGCAUCAGACAAUGGCAGCCUUCACAUGCUCAGGCCAGUGUCGUUGUCAAGUGAGCAGCUUCUACGUGACCAGGCAAAUACUGUUAGCCUUCUUGGGGACAUUAGUGUUGACUGUGCCAGUCGUGAGGUGGUUCUUCUGACCCCAGAACAGGAUAAUGGCUAUUCAAGUUUGGAAGAGGAGCUCUCGAUUUCCAGGCUUCCAAGUAUGAGGAAUGCUGGAGAGGAGCAGUUAGUGACAGACUCUGAGGCAGGCGAGGAGGCACAACACAGUCCUAUAGAGCAGCAGCCAGACCAGGAGAGUGGCACUCCGGUCCCUCAGCCAGAGGAGGCAUGUGCGGAAGCUGAGCAGCAGGAGUGUGACCACGCUGGGUCAGAGCAGGUAGAGGUGUCGGAAGCACAAGAGCAGAGAGAGGUGCCAGAGUUGUCUACGGUGUCCCCGUGUAGCAACAAGGCCAUUGCCUACAUCAUGGGCAGCCCCUGCAGUGAUGACAGCUCGUCAGGGGAAGACUCGGAUGAGGACAGUGAUGACGACGAUGGCUUCAACAGUGAGGGCUCGUCUUGUUUGUCUGACUCGGAUAGCAGUGAAGGCAGUGAGGAAGAUGACGACAACGACGACCAGUCGGACGUUGAAGAAUUUGAUGCAGAGACGGAACGGCUGUGGAAUUCCCUUUGCCAAAAUCGAGACCCUUACAACCCAAGCAACUUCACCGCCUCCAUCAGCACGACCCCAAGGACUGCUCAGCCUCCUCUGGAGACCCCUUCUGCUUCACUCCUGUCCACCUCUCCUCUGUCCACAUCUCCACUCUCCACCUCUCCCCUGUCCACUUCUCCACUCUCCACCUCUCCCCUGUCCACUUCUCCUCUCUCCGGUCUAGACGGCUCCUCUGAAAGUGGGGAGGAGGCGGAUGAGAUUGAGAGCCUGAGGCUGUGGAACUCCUUCAGCUGCUCCUCAGACCCCUACAGCCCCUUUAACUUUCAGGCCACCCUCAGGACCCAUUCACCCCCCACAAGGAGCUCAGGGAAGGCCUGCUCAGUGCCGCGCUACCAGAAGGAGCAGGCAGAAGAGCGCCAGGACAGCGGCUUCGGUGACGAGACGCCUGCACCAUCCACAAGCUCUCUUCCCCGCCGUAAGCUUAGAAAGGUACGGUUCUGUGAAGAGGUGGAGGAAUUCUACACCAGCGGCGACGAGGACCGGCACGGGCCGUGGGAGGAGUACGCCCGGGACCGCUGUCGCUUCCAGCGGCGUGUCCUGGAGGUGGAGGAGAGCAUCUCCUUCUGUCUGGCCCCUUCCUACCGCCGCCAGGUUCUACACAGGCUGCAGCUCAGCUGAGCGGGGCCCCCUCUGGACUCUUUAAGUGUGGACAGACAUGGACUGACGUUAAUGUUAAUGUAUUAACCCCUGAACGCAGUGGUAUAAUUCAGGGUGUUUGAGUGGCAGUGGUAAAGGUGUAAAGGGCUGUAGAGGCACAGCUCAGGGCAGCUCCUCUGUUGGCUCCAGUGCAGAUGUGUUUUUCCUUUCAGUGUCUUUGCUGAAACCCCCACCGCCCACAGCAGCCUUACUACACAGCAGGGUAUGAAACGGCUCAUUGCAGCAUCACUUUAGUCUGGGGUAUCAAUCAUAUCAAUUAAAUAAUUUGUGGUCAAAUGAAGGUAAGAAAUCAGAUUUGCCAAGGUCUAAUUAUUCACCAUCUCCAUAGAAAAAAAGCACUUAAGCAUAAUUGAUUUGUGUAAAGUACAUGUAUUGUGAAUUUUAAAACGCUCCAAGGCAUCUCCUCAUUUUUAUUGACUCCCUCACACUUAUAUUGAAAAAAAAAAAGCCAAAGAGAACACUCUGGCAGAGUUGAAGUGUUAGGGUAAACAACAUCAAUUUGGACCACUCAGCAGUAUUUACAAGUCUGUUCUUUUGAAGCAGCAUGUCUGUAUUUAACUGUGUAGAAGAGUGUAGGCUCAUGGGUAAAAGAAGGGAGCACUGUUGCAUGAUCCCCUCUCCACCUCGGCACCAUUGGAGUAAGUAAUUUUCUGUGGAAUCCACUGUGAGGUAGUGAACCAGUGUUGGGGGCGGGUCGGGGCGUGGUGCAUGGGUUUGGACGCUUGUGGGGAAAUCUUAUAAUAUGCUUGAUGUUUAAAGCAUAUAGUAACCUUGAUUUUUUUUUUUUCAGUCAGAACAACUAAUAUAAUUAAAACAAUUGUUUUAUUUUUGUAAAGUACAAAUUACAUAUAUUUAUGUAAAUAUACAAACAUAUAUCCACAUAUAGGAGUAUUGUGCUGCAUUUGUGUGGGGUUUUGUGACUAAUGAGAUUGGUCCUUGAGUGAUUUGCUUCAAUACAAAUAAAUUAUGAAUGGAA